AUGGAUCCAUCACCAACCGCAUAUGUAGUUGUAAAUGGCCCGAUGUCCUGGUAUGAGGCAAAAAAAGAAUGUGAAAAUAGAGAUCUCGUGCUUGCUGAACCCCACACCGAGUCUGAAAACGAUGCAAUACAAGCAUUAAAUGUGUCAGGUAAUUAUUGGCUUGGUAUUACCGACAUACACCACGAUGGAACAUUUACUUACCGCACAUGCAAUAGAAUCCCUGAAUACAGUAACUGGGAUGCCAACGAGCCAAAUGGUUAUAAUAUGAUUGAGGACUGCACAGAGAUGCGAGAAUCCAAUGGGUUAUGGAAUGUAAUUCCUUGUAAUUGGGUACUAGGCCAUGCUGUUUGCGAAUACUGGCACGGUGCGCAUGGUAUUAUGCAAAUGAGAACAUUCGACGGACGCCCAUAUAUAUUCCAAGGCACAUGCUGGUACAAUCUAUUCAAAGACUGCACCGACGACUCUCGUUUCGAAGUCACUGCAAAGUUUGAACCUAGAAAACAUAGCACAUCUGAUAAAGUCAGCACAAGAAUUGUCGCUUUCAACCUAACUUUUGGCGAUCAGUACGCAAAUGUUGAUGGACUGGACAUAACUACAGGACGUACUGGCGGGCAAGUGACUGCAGCACACGCUAUAACCAUCCAUGUAGAAGAUAAGAAGAUUACAAUGAACUUCACUUCAAGGAAGACGACAUUCACUCUUGAUUGGACUCUAAGAAAACAUGCAUUAAGUGUAUCUUUCUAUGGCUCAUUUUAUCGUGGCAAGCUGUGCGGUUUGAUGGGCAAUGCUGACGGUAAUGCUCUCAAUGACUUUCAAAAACUUGAUGGCAGUAUUGCAAAAAACGAUGUUGGGUUUACUGAAAGCUGGAAAGUGAGAGAAAAAAAAUUUUCUAUUGGUGAGACCAGCUUAUAUCUAUGUGAAGGCUCAGUGACUGGAUCAGUCUGUGUUAAUAGCUCAAUAGCAGGGUUAGAUUAUGACAAUGGUUCAAUGGGCGGAUCAGACUAUGGUAAUGGCUCGGUGGCUGGAUCAAACUAUGGUAAUGGCUUGGUGGCUGGGUCAAAUUCUGGUAAUGGCACAUUAGCUUGA
Saccoglossus kowalevskii is the source of this 1086-nucleotide messenger RNA. RefSeq names its product von Willebrand factor-like. Gene Ontology annotation, cellular component: extracellular matrix. The record is from RefSeq and is a predicted model, not a curated record. Lineage: Eukaryota; Metazoa; Hemichordata; Enteropneusta; Harrimaniidae.